Symbiodinium natans is the source of this 465-nucleotide messenger RNA. The record is from the annotation of a GenBank genome assembly. Lineage: Eukaryota; Dinophyceae; Suessiales; Symbiodiniaceae.
AUGGGGUUUGGGUCGAAGGUCACUGGUGUGACGCUGUCACGAGAGCAGAUGGCAUGGGCCGUGGAGCACAACGCUCACCCCAACAUCGAGUACCGCUUCCAGGACUACCGCGAGGUCACCGGGGAGUUCGAUCGCAUCUACUCGGUGGGCAUGUUUGAGCACGUGGGUCGGAACUCUUACAAUCACUUCUUCGACAAGUGCUACGAGCUGCUCGCGGAUGAUGGCAUCAUGUUGAUCCACACCAUGGGCUGGGCGCGCCGGGGUCCUUGGAACCACAACGCCUUCGUGAACAAGUACAUCUUCCCAGGUGGUGAGAUGCCCACCAUGUCUCACAUGACCAUGGAGUACUCGGACAGAUGGCACAUGGAGGAUUGGCACAGCUUCGGGAAGAGCUAUGUCAUGACACUGCGAUGCUGGCUGGAGCGCAUCAGGGACUGGAAGGCGGAUUCUGGAGUGAAACACUGA